GUAUGUGCAAGGAAUAGUCCAUCUCCAUUAUUCAGGGGACAAGGAUGUGCAAGGUGACCCUGAGCUACAAGCCUGGUGCAGAGAGAUCACUGAAAUUGGGCUGGGUGGAGCCCAGGAUCGAGGGUUUCCUGUAUCAUUUAAGUCCAGUGCUCAGCUCUGCCACUUUCUCACCAUGUGCAUCUUCACAAGCUCAGCCCAACAUUCAGCUGUUAAUCAGGGACAGCAAGACUGGUAUUCCUGGGUUCCUAAUGCUCCAGACACUAUGCGGCAGCCCCCACCAACCACAAAGGAUGUAACAUUAGAGAUGGUGAUGGCCACACUGCCCAAAGUCUAUCAAUCCUGUCUCCAGAUGGCUAUGACAUGGCUUCUGAGUCGGGUCCAGCCAAAUAGGAUACUUCUGGGCCAUCUAAAGGAAGAAUACUUCUCAGGACCUGAGCCCAAGGCUGUGCUGAGCCGUUUCCAGGAAGAUUUAGACAUUCUGGAAAGGGAAAUUGUGGCCCGUAAUGAAGGCCUGGACCUGCCCUAUGAGUACCUUAUGCCAGGCCGGAUAGAAAACAGUAUUACCAUUUAAACACAAUAUUUGGCUGGAAAACCCUAGCCCUUUUAAUCUCAUGUCUAUCAAUACAAAAAUCAUAAGUCGAAGGUUCUGUCCCCACAUCUAACCUAUUUGCCCUUUUUUCACUCACUUAAUGAGGAGAGGGUCUUUCUUCUUCAGGUAUAAAUCAUGCUUAACUUCACUCUCCAGGGUCUCAUGAGUCAUUAGUUCACAUUCAGCUCCUUGGCAACGCUUCUCUUGGUACUCCCCCUACAUGCUUCUCAUUCUCUGGUGCUUCUUUUCCUGAAAAGAAAUAAUCUUCCCUUUGACUCUCCUCCUGGGGUAGGAGUAGAGGCAGCCCUCCCCAAUCAUUCUGCCCAAGAAUGGGAAAGCUCCCAGGGUAACCAAAUAUGAAGGUUCUCAUCCCCUUCUCCCAGCACUGAGAGUUCUCUUAGCUAAACCACCUUGCUGUUUUUGUAUCAUUACUAUCCCUGCCCUUUUGUCAAAAUC
Messenger RNA from Gracilinanus agilis (Agile Gracile Mouse Opossum), 1045 nucleotides. RefSeq names its product polyunsaturated fatty acid lipoxygenase ALOX12-like. The transcript has 4 exons. NCBI's taxonomy places the organism in Eukaryota, Metazoa, Chordata, Mammalia, Didelphimorphia, Didelphidae. The record is from RefSeq and is a predicted model, not a curated record. Gene Ontology annotation, biological process: lipid oxidation; linoleic acid metabolic process. The annotation marks the transcript as partial. Gene Ontology annotation, molecular function: metal ion binding; arachidonate 15-lipoxygenase activity; arachidonate 12(S)-lipoxygenase activity. Gene Ontology annotation, cellular component: cytosol; plasma membrane.